UUUCAUGGAAGAUCUAUAGAAAGAGUAGAGUAGAAAGUUUGACUUGAGCAUAGUAGCUUGACAACAAUAAGCAACAUUUAAACUUCCAUAUAAUUUAGUGGGGUUUAUUAGUUAAGUAAUUGUUGUUAGGCCUCUUAUGUUUGUCUACUUCUUUAAUCAAAGUUGAUGUUGUUAUAUGAAGUGAAAUUUAUAUUUUUUUUAUUUAAUGCUAAAAAUUAAAAAAAGGAACACAUAUGUAUGUAACCGACAAACCGAAUAUACGAAACUAAUAUAAACGGUAAGGUUAAUCGUAAACUCAAAGUGGUUAACAAUUAAUCGAGAGCCAACUAUACGGAUCUGAUUAUAACCGAACCGAUUACCAGCCCUACCUGUAUUAACCAGGAUACAUACCUCUUUGGCGAGAUGAGCGUAGAAGAGGGCGGAGAGAGGGGUCUGCUCGGCGGGCUUGACGACCAUGGUGCAGCCGGCGGCCAAGGCGGGGCUGACCUUCACGAAGAACAUGGUGCUGGGGAAGUUCCACGGGAUGAUGAGCCCCACCACGCCGAUGGGCUCGAGGAGUGUGUAGGCGUGAAGCUCCCGCGACAUCUUCAGGACCUGGCCGUGGAUCUUGUCGGCGGCGCCGGCGAAGUAGCGGAGGGUGUUGGCCACGGAAGGGAUGUCGACCGCUUUGCCCCAGCUGAACAGCUUGCCGGCGUUCAGGGUGUCGAGGGUCGCCAGCUCCUCGAUGUGUUGGUCGAUCAGGUCCGCAAAUUUGUGCAUUAUCUUUGCCCUUGCCUGACAAUUAAGAAAUAAGAAAUGUAACAUUUUUUUUUAUGGUUAACUAUUAAACUGUCUAGGUAGAUAUUUAGCAAUAUUCUCGUCACUUAAUAUAUCAACCUAAUCGAUAAUGUGAUCAACCGAAAAAAUCUUCACUAAAUUCCAGAUUAAGUCAAUGAGAGUUUAAUUACCACAAUUUACGAUAUAUAUGAAGAAACAAGACAAUAAUAAUAAUGUGGGUGUGUCACACAAUGUACGUGCUCGAUAUAAACAAACAUCCAAACACCGAGAAGACGAGAAGUUGUUACAAAUCCUACAAUUAGGGAUCGUCGUAACUAAUUGCUUGUUCCAAUUAUAUCUCUCCCAACAACUAGCUACCAGCAACGUGUAACAUUAUCCACGCUCUCACCGCUUAACAAAACAUUUCAAUCUUUACUCACUGGAAAGAUUGAAGUAAAAAUCUUCACUGAAUUAAAUCAAUUGGAUUUUGGUCCCCGGUUCAUAAAUGUUUUUGAUAGGUUCUCUCUCCCACCGUCGGCGGCGAAAAACUAAUAACAAUCGCCUAUCCAACUCCCACCGUCGGCAAUAAAUAAUCAACAAGACGUGAGAGGUGGGUGGGAGACCCGGUCCUUUUUUCAUAUUCUUGGGUUGAAUUUCUACUUUUACGACAUAGUUGGUUUUGGUAUUUUUUGCUCUGUUUUGGGUUUUGCAUGACGAAGAAGCUGUGCAUGGAAUCUACGAAUCGGAAGCUCUCCAGGCAGACACGUGACGACGGGGAAGGAAAAAAGGCUUUUGGUAAAACAAUCUAGAAGCUCAGAGGAAAACGCCAAACACGGCCAUGGGACCAGCGGCAGGCUGUCUAAGUAAACAAUCUAGAAAUCGAAAUGAGGGACUUAAAAAAUUUUACGUUCAAGAGAUUUGAAAGAUAAUUGGAAGGAUGCUAAAUUCUUAUUAAAAAAAAAGUGUGCUGCACCUAGGGCUGCAAAUGAGCCGAGCUGCGUUCGACUCGAGCCGAACACGAGCUCACCUUUGUGAAGCUCGCGAGCUAGCUCGACUCAGUGGCUUGUUCAGCUAAACUCGUGAGCUGGCUCGUUUAGAGCUCAUGAUAUGUCUUAACAUGUGGCUAGAGAGCCAACUCGAUUAUCAACUUAUGGACGAAUCAAUCUAUAUCUUAUGAUUUAAUUCAUAUGGUUGUUAAAUUAUAUAUCUCACCGUAUAUAAAGUUUAACACGUUGA
Molecule: messenger RNA, 1992 nt
Organism: Linum trigynum
Lineage: Eukaryota; Viridiplantae; Streptophyta; Magnoliopsida; Malpighiales; Linaceae
Source: the annotation of a GenBank genome assembly